Motacilla alba alba is the source of this 2674-nucleotide messenger RNA. RefSeq names its product NACC family member 2 (gene NACC2). The coding region runs from base 830 to 2563 and encodes 577 amino acids. NCBI's taxonomy places the organism in Eukaryota, Metazoa, Chordata, Aves, Passeriformes, Motacillidae. Gene Ontology annotation, molecular function: DNA-binding transcription factor activity, RNA polymerase II-specific; protein binding; RNA polymerase II cis-regulatory region sequence-specific DNA binding. The record is from RefSeq and is a predicted model, not a curated record. Gene Ontology annotation, biological process: regulation of transcription by RNA polymerase II. The transcript has 6 exons.
UCUAUUCAUUGCAGAGAGCAGCCUGAAUGUUAAUCUGCAUCCGGCCUAUUCAUUUAGAUGCUGUGCGCUGCCGGGGAGAUUUGACUUGGUAAAAGCUUGAGCUCCAGCAGAUACAAACCUAGCUCUUGAUACUAUAUUUUAUUUUCCCCCUCCCCCGAGCCCUGGGCGGUGUGGGGACCGGAGCCCCUCGGCAGCGGCCGUGCUGCUCAAGGUACGUUCGCUCCCGGCCGGGCCAAGGCACCGCGAACUUCCUCGCUUGGAAGAUUUUUUUCUUUUUUUUCUUUUUUUUUUUUUUAACCAUGCAGAUACAAUUAAAUUGGCUCCGAGUGUGUUCCCUUUUCUUCCUGUUACCCCGUGGCCUUGCAGAUAGGACUUUUUUUUUUUUUUUUUUUCCCCUCGGCAAUGGGAACAGAGCAGCUCUUUGUGGGUUAUUAUUUUCUUUCCAGAGAUUUUUUUUUUUAAUCUUUCUCAGAUAAACUUCUAAUUUUUCCCCCUUUUUUUUUAAAUCGUUCUUCUGAGCUUCCAGCAUUAGUUAAACGUAGUUUUUCUUCAGUGGUAUUGCAGGAUUUUAAAGCUCCUGGACUCUCGGGGAGGGAGCACGGGGGGGUCUGGGCUCGGUGCAUCCGCAGUGAUUUGCUCCGCUGGAGUUUCAGCGCCCAGGCUGCACCAGCGCUACCUGCUCGGGCUCUGCGCACCUUCCAGCUCCCUUCCAGCGCCAGGCUCUUUUUCUGGGAGGUGGAAGCAGGAAUUCUGCCCAUGGCCAAAAGAUGUGCCCUACUUUGGAUAUUCCUGCAUUGAAUGUCUGAGGAGCUCCGGCCGAUCCUGAGCCAUGUCGCAGAUGUUGCACAUAGAGAUUCCCAACUUCGGGAACACCGUUCUGGGCUGCCUGAACGAGCAGCGGCUGCUGGGGCUCUACUGCGAUGUCUCCAUCGUGGUGAAGGGCCAAGCCUUCAAGGCUCACCGGGCGGUGCUGGCCGCCAGCAGCCUCUACUUCCGAGACUUGUUCAGUGGGAACAGCAAAAACGCCUUUGAGCUGCCGGGCACCGUCCCCCCCGCGUGCUUCCAGCAGAUCCUGUCCUUCUGCUACACCGGCAAGCUGACCAUGGCAGCGAGCGAGCAGCUGGUGGUGAUGUACACGGCGGGCUUCCUGCAGAUCCAGCACAUCGUGGAGAAAGGGACGGACUUGAUGUUCAAGGUCAGCUCUCCCCACUGUGACUCUCAGACCACCAUGAUCGAAGACCCCAGCUCGGAGCCGCAGAGCCCCUGCAACCAGCUGCAGUCGGCCUCGGCGCCCUACGUCAUGUCCCCCUCCAUGCCCAUCCCGCUCCUCACGCGCGUCAAACACGAGAACCUGGAGCUGCAGGCCCUGCCCGGCCUGCCCGCCAAGCGGCCCCUCGAGCCCGGCGCCCGGGACGGGCCCGGCGGCGCCGGCGGCGCCAACGCGGGGCCCCUGAAGCUGUCGCGCGUCUCCUACUACGGGGUGCCCAACCUGGCCACCCUGCUCCCCAACGUGCAGCAGGUGCAGUACUCGCAGGGGGAACGCACCAGCCCCGGCGCCAGCAGCAUCCCCACCACCGACAGCCCCACCUCCUACCACAACGAGGAGGACGAGGAGGACGAUGAGGCCUACGACACCAUGGUGGAGGAGCAGUACGGGCAGAUGUACAUCAAGUCCUCGGGAGGUUACUCUGUUGCCCAAGAGAAGCCAGAGCAGAUCCCUCUGGAGAACCGCUCGUGUGUCCUGAUCCGCCGGGACCUGGUGGCUCUGCCUGCCAGCCUCAUCAGCCAGAUCGGAUACCGCUGCCACCCAAAGCUCUACUCGGAGGGAGACCCUGGGGAAAAACUCGAGCUUGUUGCAGGCUCUGGUGUUUACAUCACCCGGGGGCAGCUGAUGAAUUGCCACUUAUGUGCUGGUGUCAAACACAAGGUCCUGCUGAGACGUCUCCUGGCCACCUUCUUCGACCGGAACACGCUUGCCAACAGCUGCGGAACUGGAAUCAGGUCCUCCACGAGCGAUCCCAGCAGGAAGCCCUUGGACAGCAGGGUCCUUAAUGCAGUCAAAUUGUAUUGUCAGAAUUUUGCCCCGAGCUUUAAGGAGAGCGAGAUGAACGUGAUCGCGGCCGACAUGUGCACCAACGCGCGGCGCGUGCGCAAGCGCUGGCUGCCCAAGAUCAAAUCCAUGCUGCCCGAGGGCGUGGAGAUGUACCGCAGCGUCAUGGGCUCCUCCACAAACACUGUCCCCCUGGAGCCCGACUUCCAGCCCAACGCCGCUCAGGUCUUCGAGCAGCGCAUCUAUGCAGAGAGGAGGAGCGAGGCGGGGACUAUCGUGGCCUUGAGAACUAACACGGUGAACGUGGAGCUGAGCAACGGAUCCAGCCAGUCCUUCGAGCAGGGCGAGGACGCCGAGGCCGCCGGCUCCGUCAUCCAGGAGGCAGCUGCCACGGAUGCCGUGGCGUCGGAAAGCCAAAGCACUCCGCAGCCCUUCGAGCAAGGCUCGGGCUCCUCCAGCCGGCCCGAAACCCCCGUGAGGAGACAGGAUGGUACUUAUGGAGGGACUUUAUAAAGAGAGCAAACAUUUCGUGACCUAUAAGGGAUCUGUAAUACUAAAGCUGCUUGCAUGCAUUACUAAUACAAAACAAAAAAAAAUGUGAUCAAGCCACUUACCUACUGAACU